AUGUCUUCGAUAAUAGCCAACGUCUCUUCAGUCCCGUUGGACGGGUCGCCUAUAAAUAACACUGUCCGUAGCAUCACAGGGCCCAUAAUGCCAAUUGACGGCGACGUCUUCACAGACGCCAAGCACGGGGCUUUGUUCGUUAAACCUUCAUAUAUAAUUAAGGAGGCGAGCCGGCCGGCCUCACUAAAACACAUAAAUCAUAAUAAUUUAAUGCGCUCGGAGCCUUUCUCGCGCGGUGCUCCUAAAGAGUUUUUUCCGAGGCGCGGCCGUAAGGGCAUCUGCGCCCCCUCCGCCUUAACCCGAAACGAC
This is a messenger RNA of Iphiclides podalirius (scarce swallowtail), 309 nucleotides long. The record is from the annotation of a GenBank genome assembly. Lineage: Eukaryota; Metazoa; Arthropoda; Insecta; Lepidoptera; Papilionidae.